UUGAUUCAUCUUCUCUCGAUCUUUUAAACCCUAAUCGUAUUACUCAUAAUAAUCACCGACGUUUCUCAAAUCCUUUGACGAUGUCUAGAAUUGACGAAGAUGAUGAUCAGAAGACGAAAAUAUCAACCAACGGUAGUGAAUUUAGGUUUCCGGUGAGUCUCUCCGGUAUUCGUGAUCGUGAAGAUGAUGAUUUUUCAUCUGGCGUCGCCGGAGAUAAUAAUGACCGUGAAGUUCCCGGCGAGGUGGAUUUCUUCUCCGACAAGAAAUCUAGGGUUUGUCGUGAAGACGAAGACGGAUUUCGUGUUAAGAAGGAAGAACAAGAUGAUCGAACGGAUGUAAAUACCGGUUUGAAUCUUCGAACAACGGGUAAUACAAAGAGUGAUGAGUCAAUGAUCGACGAUGGAGAAUCUUCUGAAAUGGAAGAUAAACGUGCGAAAAAUGAGUUAGUGAAGUUACAAGAUGAGUUGAAGAAAAUGACAAUGGAUAAUCAAAAGCUAAGAGAAUUGCUUACACAAGUGAGCAACAGUUACACUUCACUUCAGAUGCAUCUUGUUUCACUAAUGCAGCAACAACAACAACAACAGAAUAAUAAGGUAAUAGAGGCUGCUGAGAAACCUGAGGAGACGAUAGUACCGAGGCAAUUUAUUGAUUUAGGCCCUACGAGAGCAGUGGGCGAGGCCGAGGAUGUAUCGAAUUCUUCAUCCGAAGAUAGAACUCGUUCGGGCGGUUCUUCUGCAGCCGAGAGGCGUAGUAACGAGGUAAGGCACGGGAAGAGACUUGGGCGUGAAGAAAGUCCCGAAACCGAGUCCAACAAAAUACAGAAGGUGAAUUCUACUACCCCGACGACAUUUGAUCAAUCCGCUGAAGCUACGAUGAGGAAAGCCCGUGUCUCGGUUCGUGCCCGAUCGGAAGCUCCCAUGAUAAGCGAUGGAUGUCAAUGGAGAAAGUAUGGCCAGAAGAUGGCUAAAGGGAAUCCUUGUCCGCGGGCAUAUUACCGCUGCACGAUGGCCACGGGUUGUCCCGUUCGCAAACAAGUUCAACGUUGUGCGGAAGACAGAUCAAUUCUGAUAACGACCUACGAGGGAAACCAUAACCAUCCGUUGCCUCCAGCCGCAGUAGCCAUGGCUUCUACCACCACGGCUGCGGCUAACAUGUUGCUAUCCGGAUCAAUGUCUAGUCACGAUGGGAUGAUGAACCCUACAAAUUUACUAGCUAGGGCUGUUCUUCCUUGCUCCACAAGCAUGGCCACAAUCUCAGCCUCCGCGCCGUUUCCCACCGUCACAUUAGACCUCACCCACUCACCACCGCCUCCUAAUGGUUCCAACCCUUCCUCUUCCGCAGCCGCCACUAGCAACAACAACCACAACUCAUUGAUGCAACGGCCGCAACAGCAAAUGACGAAUUUACCACCGGGUAUGCUACCUCAUGUAAUAGGUCAAGCAUUGUAUAACCAAUCCAAGUUCUCAGGGCUGCAGUUCUCCGGUGGCUCUCCCUCGACGGCAGCGUUUUCUCAGUCACACGCGGUGGCUGAUACAAUAACGGCACUCACAGCUGACCCGAAUUUCACGGCGGCUCUUGCAGCCGUUAUUUCUUCUAUGAUCAAUGGUUCGAACCACCACGACGGCCAAGGAAACAACAAAAGUCAAUAGAAAAAUAUUACAAUUUUUUUUUUUGGCAUCUACAUUUUUUUUCCAACUGGGUUAUAGGAAACAGAGAGUUUAUUUCAUUGAUUCACAUUUGUUCUGUUUCGUACCAAAAUUCCAGUAAAU
Molecule: messenger RNA, 1769 nt
Organism: Arabidopsis arenosa
Lineage: Eukaryota; Viridiplantae; Streptophyta; Magnoliopsida; Brassicales; Brassicaceae
Source: the annotation of a GenBank genome assembly